AGCUCCCCUUUCGGCUCCCGGGCGCGUCGAGUCCAUGUCCAUGGCGUGUCCGCUGCAAGUGGCCGUGAGAAUUCGACCACCACAACCACAUGAUGGGAAGUUGGGCAACGUGGUCUCGGUGCAAGCGCUGGAUGGCGUCACCUUGCAGGUGAACGAAGGCGACUGCCGGGCACUGGUCUAUGACCGAGUCUUCGGCCCCGAAGCUACUCAACAUGAAGUCUAUAGCGCUUGUGCCUCUGAUCUGGUGGACGCCGUGAUCGAGGGCACCAAUGCCUGCAUUUUUGCCUUUGGCUCUACUGGUGCAGGGAAGACGCACUCCAUGCUUGGCCCGGAGGGGGGCCGACGCAAGGCCACCCAGGACGGCAUCCUGCCGCGCGCCGCCGCCGAGCUCUUCCGGCGCAUUGCCCGGGUCGAGAGCGAGGCAAAGGCAGCCAUCGGCGCCGGGGGGUUCUCUGCCUAUGAGGUGAAGGUCUCCUUCUUGGAAGUCUAUUGCGAGAACGCCUUCGACCUCCUCAGCGGUCCCGUGAGCGCCUCGCGUGACCCCAGUGGCGCCUGUCCUCUUCGCGAGGCCUCGGACGGCCGGGUCUAUGCCGGUGGCGCCAAGGAGGAGAAGAUCAAGUCCUGCGAGCAGCUGCUGGAUGUGGUGGCUGCCGGUGCCCGCGCACGGGCCACGGCCGCCACGGGGGUCCAUGCGCAUUCCUCGCGGUCGCACGCGCUGCUGGUGAUCAGUCUGGAGCACCGCUGGCGCGACGUGGGAGAGACGGAUCCCACGAAGUACAAUACACAGGUCUCCCGGCUGACCUUGGUGGACCUGGCGGGUGCCGAAUCCAUGGAACGCGCGCAUGGCGGAGCCGUGGACGCGGCGGGGGUGGGCACCAACAUGGGCUUGCUGGUCUUGGGCCGCGUGAUCCGGGCCUUGGCGGAAGGCUCGGAGCGUGUCCCCUAUCGAGACUCCUCCUUGACCCGCCUCAUGCAAAGCUCUUUGGGGGGCAAAGCGAAAACGCAGAUGCUGGCAUGUGUGAGCCCUUCUCUGAGAGAAGCUGAUGUCACUCUACAGACUUUGAAGUAUGCCUCCAGUGCCCGCAGUGUCGUGCUGAAGCCCGAAGCGGCCAUGGUGGCGAGUGCCUUUGAGACCGAUCCCAUGUUGAUGGACGUGGAGGAUGAGGACCCGACCUUGAACCGCCGCUGCCUUUGGAUCGAGACCCCAGACUUCGGCGACGUCUUCGCGCGCUGCGUGGGCGAUCCCAAGGACCCCUUGAUCCUCUACGUUCAUGGCUCGGGCCCAUGCAACAGCUCCAUGUUCUGGAACAAGUUGGUGACUGACGUGGCCGCACUGGCAAGCUCAGGUGUGGGCGAUUUGCCGAAGAGUUUCUUCCAGGUGGCCAUCGAUUGUCCCGGCUACGGCCGCUCUCCAGGUGAUCGACAGAGCAUUCGUAGCUAUCCUGGAGCAUUGAUCUCCAAUAUCGUUCGAGCACUUGGGCGCAAGACUGUGGCAUGUUUAGUUGGAUCGAGCCAGGGCGCUUGUGCCACGUUGAACUGUGCCUUGGAGUGCCCCAAGUUGAUGCACACGAUCGCUGUGUGCCACCCCGUGGGUCAUGCUCCACACCGCUACGUGGCCAUCACCCAACCGAGUUUGCUGAUUUUUGACACCGAAGAUGCAGGGCAUCCAGUGUCUGUGGGACGGCAGAUGAGGAGACAACUUCCCAAUCCUAGAUAUUUCGAGUUCACCAGAUCAAAAGAUGGUGACUGGGAAGUCUUGCACAUGGGAGAAGAGAUGAUUGCCAUGAUGCUGGAGAGCUAUCAAAGUUGGAAAACUAAGCGCUUGGGUGGUCGGAGAGACAAAGACCUCCCGGACUUGACCCGAGUUGCUGGUGGAUUCAACUCUUGGAAUGAGAAGCAUGGCACUGAGUUUGACCCGUGGGGAGGUUAUGAUGAAGCUGAUGCGCCUGAAGCUGAUGAGGCGCCGGUGGAUGAAAACUGCUGGCGGGCGAAGUUGGACAAAUCCACCAACACCAUGGUCUACGAAAACGUGGUCAGUGGACGCAUUGCUCGGGUGAGGCCACCCGGCGCCCGCGUGCUGGUGGAACGUCUGGGACACAAGGAGAAGGAGUCCGGUGGCGUCAAAGUGGAUGGUGCAGAGGUUAAGGAUACCAAGGCGAGCGAAGAGAUGGCUAGGGCUGAAGUGGGGAAGCCUUUGAUCCCCUUAUUCGAGGGCAUGGAUGAGGAGGACGACGAAGAUGACGAGGAACGGCAAGAGCGCGAAGCCAAAGAAGCGGCAGCUCUUCUUCAGCAGGAGGCCACUCAGAGUCAGUGUGACUUUUGCCGAAAGCCUUUGAUCCAGCCCAUCCGCCUCAGCCGCUGUCGCUGCGCGCUCUGUGCCUGUUGCGUCGAAGUGACUGUACGCUACAUGCGCGAGUGCCCCGUGUGCGAGUCAGCUGUGGAUGUUAAGGCCGGGAAGGUGACCUCAGAUGCCUCCAAUGAGCUACUGGCUCAUGUGGAGGAUCGAGUGGCCCGGGCAGGUGAGGAGAUUGCGGAACAGCAGGGUGUGCUGCAGCAGUUGGUGGAUGCACGCCAAGCGUCCCAACGACUGGUCCUGCAGUAUGGGAACACUUCCUCUGGCCGAGGAAGCAAGAGAUCUUACACCACCUUUUUGAAAGUGGUCCAGGCCGAAGGUGGGCCUCCAGAGAAAGGUUCGGUCUUGAAAGUGGACUUCAACAUCAACCCUGGCUAUGCGAAGCCAACAGCAACAGCAAAGGAGCCGAACGACAAGUCCUUAGGAUUCGCCUUUGAGUAUGCCAUGGCAAGAGCCUAUCCAUGUCACAUGACUGUGCAUUUCAAGCCUGAACUGGGACUGCCCAAACUCAUCAUCGAGCACUAUGUCAGAGAUGAACCCAAAACGAGCCGUCGGAUUCUUAUUCAGCUUCCACAACCUCGCAUGCCACCUGCCGGUGCGCCACGCGUGACUGAGAAGCAGGUCACGUUUGAUGCUGAUCCGCCGCAGAACGCUUGGCUGGCCUUCCAAGCUGGGCGAAGUGCGCUAACUACUGCGCCGCAGAAUUUUGUCUCGCUCUUGACUGGCGCUCCAGCCACUGAGGCUGUCGGGCGCUCCGGCAGCCGCAAGAGCAGCAGGGCAAGCGCUGGGUCGCGAAGAGGGUAAGUCAUGGCAAUGAGAGGGUUGUGGGUUCUGAAAUCAUUUGACAUAUUUGACAGUGGG
Messenger RNA from Durusdinium trenchii, 3214 nucleotides. NCBI's taxonomy places the organism in Eukaryota, Dinophyceae, Suessiales, Symbiodiniaceae. The record is from the annotation of a GenBank genome assembly.